Molecule: messenger RNA, 2123 nt
Organism: Dermacentor silvarum
Lineage: Eukaryota; Metazoa; Arthropoda; Arachnida; Ixodida; Ixodidae
Product: E3 ubiquitin-protein ligase DTX4
Exons: 13
Coding region: 124-1830 (568 amino acids)
Biological process (GO): protein ubiquitination; Notch signaling pathway
Cellular component (GO): nucleoplasm
Molecular function (GO): zinc ion binding; ubiquitin protein ligase activity
Source: RefSeq, a predicted model, not a curated record
CACAAGGGUAGCCGCGCGGUAAGCUGGUCGUGAAAUCCAUUGAAAUCAGGCUGUGCCGUGUGUGCGGAGUCUGAGAUUUUAAACAUUAGUGGAGUUUUAAUAGGCCACAAAGAACAUUAGAUAAUGGCUAAUGCUGUAACGCUAUCUGUAGCGGUGUGGGAAUAUGUCCAUUUCUCGGGAACAUGGACGGCGUACCCGCCGGACGUCUGCGAAAAGCUUGAACGGGCGAGGAUCAAGUCGGAAAGCAAGGAUGAAACGAAAGUACCGAUUGACAUCUCGUGCAGCGGUGUCAAAGCUCACUUUGUUGAUGUUGUGAAAAUGCAGCAAGUCUUUGGCGACGAACCGGAUCACUGUGCUGCUUCCCCGGUACGAAGGAAUCUGUAUCCUCUUGACAGCGCUCCGGCGAAAGGAGUCAACUGGGAAUGGCGAACGAACAGCGGAGAGUGGUAUCCUUACAGCGUUCAUCUCUCUUGCCUCAUUGAAAAAGCCAAGGAACAGGGGCUGCCCAAGAUUAACUUGCAAGACAACUAUCCUGAAUGCAUAUACAUUGUGGAAUUCACAACCAUGCAUCAAAGGAACAAUUUGACAAGUCUCUGCCAUGUCAUUCGAAGAGUUGAAGGAGAAAACUACCCACUGGCACCUGACUACAUCACUUGUCCAAGAAUAAACCUGAAUCUCCCCGAAAGCAGGAAACCAAACCCUAUGGAACUGAUGUUUCCUGAAAGCGAUAGUGACUCUUCUGAUGUUACAGUGAUUGCAGAAAUCAGGAAACCAAACCCUACGGAACUGAUGUCUCCUGAAAGCGAUAGUGACUCUUCUGAUGUUACAGUGAUUGCAGAAAUCAGGAAACCAAACCCUACGGAACUGAUGUCUCCUGCAAGCGAAAGUGACUCUUCCGAUGUUACAGUGAUUGCACAAAUCAGGAAACCAAACCCUACGGAACUGAUGUCUCCUGUAAGCGAUAGUGACUCUUCCGAUGUUACAGUGAUUGCACAAAUUUUUCCAAAAAGACGCAAGGGACGAAGAAGCAUCCACACUGCUUCUUUUGUUGGAAUUCCAUCUACAAUAGAAGGUGCAUCAGACACCAAGAGCCUGAAGACGGAGGGCUCUAAUUCUCUUCAUGACAUAAAGCUACCCAACAAUUCAUGGCCCGAUUCUGUGCAAGAUCCUCCUGAACCUGAGGAUUUCCUGGCAAGGCACAUGGUUGAUGUCACAGGAACAAUUCCAGCUGAGGAUUGCAGCAUCUGUUGUGAACCACUGGUCGCCUCCUCAUCCUACAACAGCAGUGGCCGGGUGGUGAGCCUUUUCCACUGUAGCCAUCAUUUCCAUUAUGCCUGCCUUGCAGCUAUGUAUAAAAGCAAUGGAAAGGCAAGCUACCUGCAGUGUCCUGUGUGCAAGGCCAUAUAUGGAGUGAAACAGGGCAACCAGCCAUCAGGCAUCAUGAACUUCCAAGUGCUGCCUUUCACACUCCCUGGCUAUGAGGGCUGUGACACCAUUCAGAUCACAUACCACAUCCCUUCUGGAGUUCAAGGGCCUGAGCACCCACGGCCUGGCACGCCGUACACUGCGAGAGGAUUCCCUAGGCAUGGAUACCUGCCCAACAAUGAUCAAGGCCGACAGGCACUGAAGCUUCUGGUGGAAGCCUGGGAGCGGAGGCUCAUAUUCACCAUUGGCCAGUCGACCACCACUGGAGAACAAGACACAGUGACAUGGAAUGUGAUUCACCUUAAGACUGAGUGUGGGUCCAAUGACACAGGGGAUGGUUUUCCAGACCCUUCUUAUCUGGACAACCUCCUUGCCGAGCUUCGAGCGCACGGGGUCACUGGCUAGAAAGCAUCUGAAUGCACAGAUUCGUAUCAUGAGAGGCCAGCAUACAGCGCUUGUCUGCGAAUGUCCUGCUGCAUCGUCUACGGACAUCACGGAUCAUACUGUUAUAAAUUUUAUUUUAGUUGAUGGUUUUUAAUGCUUUGACUAUAAUGGCUGUUGCACAUGCGAGAUGUACAUGCAAAAACUGAAGUGAUCUGUUUGGAGUCUUUGCUGCUGUCUUGUAUGGUUAUCAUUGAGACAGAAGGUACAAAUUUGUUCAGAAUUCUUACCUCUCAUCUGCAAUAAAGAGGUGUUGU